Molecule: messenger RNA, 7857 nt
Organism: Oppiella nova
Lineage: Eukaryota; Metazoa; Arthropoda; Arachnida; Sarcoptiformes; Oppiidae
Source: the annotation of a GenBank genome assembly
AUGGCAACGCUUUCACUGAAAAUCAGUGUCGCGGACAAGAAUGUGGUGAAGACUAUGCAAUUCGAGCCCUCGCUUAUGGUCUACGAUGCCUGUCGUCUCAUCAAAGACAAGAUCACUGAAGCAAACAUUGGACAACCCAAAGACUACGGAUUGUUCCUAACAGACGAGGACCCAAAGAAAGGCGUUUGGUUAGAGCCCGGACGCUCUCUCGAGUACUAUCUGCUUAGGAAUGGAGAUUUACUGGAAUAUAGAAGAAAAAUGAGAACUCUUAGGGUCCGAAUGCUCGACGGAUCUGUCAAAACGGUUUUAGUCGAUGACAGCCAACCCGUCGCUAACCUAAUGGUCGUUAUUUGCACUAAAAUAGGCAUCACAAAUCAUGACGAGUACUCUCUUGUCAGAGACUUCCCCGAAGAGCUCAGGGAUGCAACCCUUUCCUCCACCGGAACAUUGACUUUAAGGAGAAAGGAUAAGACGAAAACUCUGGAGAAAGACAAGACUUUGGACUCGAAGAUGGAACAGUUGAAGAAGAAACUUAAGACAGAUGAUGACCUCAAUUGGGUCGACCACUCAAAGACAUUGAGAGAACAGGGUAUCGAUGAAGAGGAGACUCUUCUAUUGCGACGAAAGUUCUUCUUCUCGGAUCAGAACAUCGAUUCUAGAGAUCCGGUGCAACUGAAUCUGCUGUACGUUCAGGCCAGGGAUGCAAUCAUUGCCGGCACACAUCCCGUCACACUAGAGGAGUCGUGUCAGUUCGCUGGCAUUCAAUGUCAGAUCCAAUUCGGUGAUUAUGUUGAGAGUAAACACAAACCGGGAUUUCUUGACCUCAAAGAAUUCCUUCCAAGAGAUUACUCGCGAAGAGAUAAAGCAAUUGAAAAGAAAGUGUUGGCUCAACACCGACAACAUAUCGGAGAGUCUGAGUUGGAGGCUAAGGUCAAGUACGUAGGACUGGCCCGUUCUCUGAGCACAUAUGGCGUCACUUUCUUCUUGGUUAAGGAGAAGAUGAAAGGGAAGAACAAAUUGGUUCCGCGAUUGUUGGGCGUCACUAAAGACAGUGUUCUUCGUUUGGAUGAGAAGACUAAAGAGAUAAUGAAGACGUGGCCGUUGACUACUGUUAAGCGAUGGGCCGCUUCUCCCAACAGUUUUACAUUGGAUUUUGGAGACUAUUCUGACUCUUAUUAUUCGGUUCAGACCACAGAAGGCGAACAGAUAUCGCAACUAAUCGCAGGAUAUAUUGAUAUUAUCCUAAGGCGUAAGAAAGCGAAGGAUCACUUCGGCAUAGAGGGCGACGAGGGCUCGACUAUGGUUGAGGACAGUAUCUCACCGUCGAAGGCAACCAUUCUCCAGCACCAACCGGCACAGAAACCCUCUCAACCUAUUAUUGAAGACUUAGCUCUUCCUGGUAUCAUAAGACCCGGAACUAAUGGACAGCAAACUAUAAGCAUCAAAGAAAUGCCGGAACAACAGCUCACAUCAAUUCAAAGUCGAGCGCCGGUACAACAGUCGCCUCUUAUGACAGCACAACAUCCAAAAUACCUUCAAACAGGACUUUCUGAACCCCAGAGAGCUCUACACUCGACAAUAGGUGUGGGUCAGGACGCCGUCCAAAAAGCACUUAAAGAAUUGGAAACUAAGGCUAAAAUCCCUGAAUAUGGGCCCGACUUUGGAUGGAAACAGAAUCAGUUAGACGUCAAGAAAGAGACGGUUUCGUCACAAAUGGCGGCAUUGAAUGCGGCCACAGCUCAGGUGAUUACACUUACGUCAGUGCCUGAGGAUGAACUGGAUCACCCGGCUCUCGGCGCAGCCAUUCAUACUAUUAGCACAAACUUACCGGAGAUGUCGCGCGACGUCAAAGUGAUUGCAGCCCUUAUGGACGACGACGACAAAGGGGAACGGCUUAUAGACGCCGCCAGAAACCUGUGCAGCGCUUUCUCUGAGUUACUGAAAGCGGCCGAACCGACGAACAAAGCCUCGCGACAGAGCCUUCUGAAUGCCGCCUCCAAAGUGGGCGAAGCGACCACUAAUUUGCUGUACACUAUAGGCGAAGAGGAUGAGUACGACAGAGAAGCGGCUGAUAUGCUGUUAAGCCUAUCGAAACCCGUGGCCAAUGCGGCCGCACAUCUGGUUUUAAAGGCGAAAGACGUGGCGUCUCGUUGUGACGACCAGUCGGCACAAAACAGAGUCAUUAGUUCUGCGACUCAAUGCGCUUUAGCCACUUCCCAGUUAGUCGCCUGCGCUAAGGUGGUGGCGCCGACCAUCAGUAAUCCUAAUUGUCAGCAACAGAUCAUUGAAGCCGCCAAAGAAGUGGCCAAAUCUGUUGAGAACAUAGUUAGGGUGUGUCAGGACUCCUCCACCGACACACGUCUUAUUGGAGACUUGAAGGGCGCGGCCGCCGAUGUGACCCAAGCGCUCAAUAAUCUAUUGAAUCACGUGAGAAGUCUGAGCGAUAAUAGGGGCCGACGACCGACCGAACACGACGCUAGUGUCGACACUAUCCUCGACGCGACCGACCGUUUGUUUAGCAGUACGGGUGACGCAACAGAAAUGGUAAGACAGGCGAAAAUCCUGGCGCAGGCGACCGCACAACUCAUUCAUAACAUCAAAGGACAGGCAGAGACUCAACCAGACUCUGACCUCCAGAAGCGUUUGUUAUCAGCGGCCAAAGUGUUAGCUGACGCGACCUCACGACUAGUCGAAGCGGCCAAAGGGUGUGCAACGAAUCCGCACGACUCUGACUCUCAGGCGGCUCUUAAGAGGGCGGCCGAAGACCUGAGAAACGCAACAAAUACUGCGGCGAGUAAUGCACUGAAACGCAAAGUGAUUACUCGUCUGGAGGCGAGUGCCAAACACGCCACAGCUAUGGCCACUCAAAACAUUGCUGCCGCACACGGAUGCGGUCCUUACAAUACCAAUGAUACCACUCAAGAAGAGCUGAUCCAAGUCUGCAGAGAUGUGUCGGACAUUAUUCCGAAAGUAGUUCAGGGAAUUAGAGGCACUCAGACAGAGGCCGACAAUUCUAGCAAACAGUUACAGCUUAUCAAUGCAUGCGAUCUAUUCAUAUCUCCGGCACAGAGAUUGGUGUUCACCUCCAAGAGUGUCAUUCCGACCGUAACAGACCAGUCGUCUAACAUUCAAUUGACUCAAUCAUCGCAACAAUUAGCCCAAGCGUUGACUGAUUUACAGCUCAAUCUAUCCAAAGCACAGGACGCUUGCAGUUCUUCGAUGGAAAUCGACGCCGCGAUUGAGUCCAUACGAGAACUCGACAAAGAGUUGGCCGAAUGCAGGAAAGCUGCCAUUAAUUAUUAUCUCAAACCACUUCCGGGCGAAAACUUGGAGUACUGUUCUUCGCAAUUGAAUACCACGUGUAAGUCUGUGGGCUCUUCUAUGGCUCAACUGUUGACCGCCGCCUCUCAGGGCAAUGAGAACUUCACGGGUCAUGCGGGACGGGAUGUCUCGAAUGCACUGAAAAACCUGACGAGUGCUGUGAGAGGAGUGGCCGCCACUUCCAAUGAAAGAGACGUUCAAAUGCGAGUCAUCGACAACGCAAGGGAUGUGUUGGAGAAAUCAAUCCUAUUGUUUGAAGAGACCAAAUGGGCUCUUCAUAACCCGCACGACAGGGAACGGCAGCAAAGACUCACUCAAGUGGCUAAAAGUGUGUCCAAUUCGCUGAACAAUUGUGUCAAUUGUCUUCCCGGACAGAGAGAUGUCGACGAAUCGAUUCGAAGCAUAACAGACGCCACACAACUCAUUGGCAAAGAACUACCCGUUUCUCACAAAUCCUACUCUGAAUUGCAGAAUAAUCUGACGAUCGCUGCGACAAAACUUAAUGAAUCGGUUUCUGAUGUAAUCGAGGGCUCACGAAGUCCCAGUUCUUUGGCCAACUGUUCCAAGCAAUACAGUUCGGCAUUCAAUGAACUUUUUGAGUGCGGCCUCGAAAUCGCCGGUCAGAGUAAAGAUUAUGACAAUCGCUCCCAAAUGCUGUCCAGUCUUAAGACACUAUCGAUGUGUUCGAGUAAACUCUUAGUGUCCGCCAAAUCAGUGUCUGUCGACCCAAACGCCCCGAACGCCAGAAAUCUAUUGGCCUCUUCUGCGCGCUCUGUCACUGAAAGUAUCAAUAAUUUGGUGAAUGUCUGCAGUUCUUCAGCGCCGGGACAGAAGGAAUGCGAUUCUGCCAUCAGAAACAUCCAAAUGAUGCGAUCACUGCUCGACAAUCCGAGUGAACCCAUCAAUGAUUCGACUUAUUUUGAAUGUCUGGAAACCGUAACCGAAAGAAGUCGACGACUCGGAGACGCAAUGACUGGUAUCGCAAAUCACGCCAAGAAGAACGAACACAAAGAGUUCGGGUAUUCAGUGAAAGACGCCUCCGAUUCCAUUUGUGGUCUCCUUGAAGGCGCUGCUCAGGCGGCAUAUCUGGUCGGCUCGUCUGACCCGUCAAGUGUUGCCGGCAGAGCAGGUCUGGUCGACAUAAAUGCCUUCCAUAAGGCUAAUGAAGCCAUACAGUCGGCCUGUCAGCAGUUGGCCACCCGUUCCAGUAAUAAGCCGGAGAUCUUGUCGGCGGCCACAGUGAUUGCCAAACACACGUCGGCGCUCUGCAACUCGUGUCGAGUCGCGUCUUCCAAAACAACAAAUCCGGUCGCGAAAAGACAUUUUGUUCAGUCGGCCAAAGAUGUGGCGAAUGCCACCGCGAGUCUCAUCAAAGAGAUUAAGACCUUAGAUCAGGACCCGAGCUCUGAGUACAACCACAACAACUGCGCCGAAGCAACGAAACCACUGCUCGAAGCCGUAGAGAACUUGACUGUCUUCGCGAGUUCCCCAGACUUUGCGCCAAUUCCUGCCAAAAUCAGUGUCAAAGCCCGUUCCUCUCAGGAACCGAUCACAUCAUACGGAAAGUCCAUAAUAGAUGCCUCUUGUAAUAUGAUAAUCGCCGCCAAAUCACUGGCGCUUAACCCUAAAGACCCUCCCGGUUGGCAAACACUGGCCAAUCACAGCAAGAAUGUGAGCGAUUCCAUCAAAAAGUUGGUCACUUCUAUCAAAGACGCCUCUCCGGGACAGAGAGAGUGCGACGAAGCGGUCGAGAAGUUGAGCGCUUGUAUUCGUGAGUUGGAUCAGUCGUCGCUCAAUAUUAUUAGUCAAAACUUAGAGUCACGUCAAGACAAUACCCUUAAGGGCUUCAGGGAAGCGACCAGUGCUUCGGCCACAGAGAUCUACGAACAUAUCGAUGCGGUUCGCAUGUCUGGCAAAGCAGAGGCCGAAAAGUUAGGCCAUUCUGUCACUCAAUUGGUUUCCUAUUUUGAUCCUUUGAUUCAAAACGCAAUCGGAUGCGCGUCUAAGACACAGAACUCGAAGCAACAAAUGAAUUAUUUGGACCAAACCAAGACUAUCACCGAAUGUGCCCUUCAGUUGAUAUAUUCUGUCAAAGAAUGCGGCGGAAACUCAAAGGCCUCUUCAGUUCACGCAGAGAUCGAUGAGUCGAGUGAAUCCAUGAAAGAAGCGCUUCAAGACUUGUUACAUACGCUCGAGUCGGCAGCCACUGAGGCCGGACAGGUGACCGGUAUUAUUGAAUCCAUUACCAAAUCUAUUACCAAAAUAGACGAAAGGCAUUAUUCAUAUUCAACCACAUCUACACUGCCAUCCGGAUCUACUUAUGUUGACUAUCAAACACGAAUGGUUAACUGUGCCAAAGAAAUCGCCAGAAUUGCACAGGACAUGGUUGGAAAGUCGACGACACAAGUCGCUCACUUGAGUCCUUUAGCUGCAAAUCUGUCCCACAAUUACGCAAAUCUAGCCAAUGAUGUGAAUGGAGUAAUCGGUGCGACCAGUAAUGUAGAGGUCGCCAAUCGUAUCAAAGGUAGUGUUCAAGAACUGGGAACGGCGUGUAUAGACAUAACCAAAAGUGCCGGUCAGUGUCAGGCAAAUCCUGGGGACUCAUAUAGUCAGCGAGAGCUCACAGAUAACGCGAAAAUGGUGUCUGAAAAGGUGUCGUACGUGUUGGCGGCACUACAGGCCGGUUCUCGUGGAACUCAGGCCUGUAUUAAUGCGGCCUCAACUGUGAGCGGAAUUAUCGGUGAUUUGGACACAACUAUUAUGUUCGCCGCCUCUGGAACUCUUAACGCGGAGAAUGAAAACGAGACGUUUGCCGACCACAGGGAGGCUAUACUUAAAACAGCCAAAGCUUUAGUGGAGGACACAAAGACAUUGGUUGCCGGCGCCGCCUCCAGUCAGGAACAGUUAGCGGUCGCCGCACAGAACGCCGUCACGACUAUAAUGCAGUUGUCAGAAGUGGUCAAAUUAGGCGCCGCCUCUCUGGGGUCUACCAAUUCUGAAGCACAGGUAUUGUUAUUAAAUGCUGUGAAAGACGUGGCCACAGCUCUCGGCGAACUUAUUGGAUCGACAAAGACUGCAUCCGGAAAGAGCAUCAAUGAUCCGGCUAUGAUGUACUUAAAGGAAUCCGCAAAAGUAAUGGUAACGAACGUGACUUCACUGCUUAAGACGGUUAAGACCGUGGAAGACGAGCAUCAAAGAGGAACUCGAGCUCUUGAAUCGACAAUCGAAGCCAUCGGACAAGAAAUCCGAGCCUUCGAUUCGGGAGAAAUGCCAACCGUUCGAAAGGCUUCGCCCGAAGAUUUAGUUCGAGUGACAAAACCCGUAACUUUAGCGACGGCUAAAGCAGUGGCCGCGGGAACGAGUGGCAAACAGGACGAUGUGAUCGUCGCGGCAAAUAUGGGCCGUAAAGCCAUUUAUGACUUACUUAUUACAACUAAAGCUGCGGCCAAUUCUGCAGAAACGCAUGAUUUAAGAACUCGAGUGUUAGAGUCAGGAAGAAGUUGUGGCUAUCAUUACAGAGAGCUCUUGCAAAUGGUUCACCAAAUUAUAAGUCGACCGACGCCUGGAAGCGAUGCAAAGAGUCAAUUGGUUAUAAUGUCGCGAACUAUUGCCACCGCAGUCACAGAGAUUGUCAGCAGCGCUGAACUUCUCAAAGGCUCCGAUUGGGUCGAUCCCGACGACCCCACUGUUAUCGCUGAGAAUGAGCUGUUGGGCGCCGCCUCUUCUAUCGAUGCGGCCGCCAAGAAGUUGGCCAGUCUUCAGCCCAGGAGGACAAGCAUUCGAUUACCGCACGAAGAGAUGAAUUUCGAUGAAAUGAUUUUAGAAGCGGCCAAAUCGAUAACCGUCGCAACCGCUGCACUCGUUAGGGCCGCCUCUGCCGCUCAAAGAGAGUUAGUGUUGGCCGGAAAAGUGGAGGGACAGCCACAAUACGCCUCGGAUGACGGCCAGUGGUCCGAUGGUCUCAUUUCUGCCGCCCGACACGUGGCCGCCGCUACACAUAGUUUAGUAGAAGCGGCGAAUGCAUUGGUUCAGGGACAGGCGUCCGAAGAGAAAUUGAUUUCUGCGGCCAAACAAGUGGCCGGUUCUACUGCCCAACUGCUGGUCGCCUGUAAAGUGAAGGCUGGCUCGGACUCGCAGGCGAUGCGAAGACUACAAGCGGCCGGAAAUGCGGUCAAGAAAGCGACCGACAAUUUGGUUCGUUCGGCACAACAGGCCAUUGAACACGACGACGAACAGAGUAUUCUCAUCAGCACAAGACGUGUGCCCGGAAUCGCUCAGGAGAUCAUCGCUCGUGAAGAGAUCCUCAAGAAGGAGAGGGAACUCGUAGAGGCGCGCGAAAAGUUGGCCACAAUUCAUAGGGCAAAAUAUGGCAAUAGACCUCCUGAUGAAUACCAGGGGUAUUGAAAUUGUGGUCAUAUUAUUGGAAAUAAAGAGAUAAAUAUUAUUAUUUACAACGAAAUAACAAAAAAUCAAAAUAUUAUAUAAUUUAAUAGAAAUAUAACUUAUAUUGACUUAAAGUUUGAAACCAUUAGUUUU